Messenger RNA from Serpula lacrymans var. lacrymans S7.9, 2166 nucleotides. RefSeq lists its product as uncharacterized. Gene Ontology annotation, molecular function: polynucleotide 5'-hydroxyl-kinase activity. Gene Ontology annotation, biological process: cleavage in ITS2 between 5.8S rRNA and LSU-rRNA of tricistronic rRNA transcript (SSU-rRNA, 5.8S rRNA, LSU-rRNA). Bases 1 to 2166 code for a protein of 721 amino acids. The transcript has 4 exons. Gene Ontology annotation, cellular component: nucleus. The record is from RefSeq and is a predicted model, not a curated record. NCBI's taxonomy places the organism in Eukaryota, Fungi, Basidiomycota, Agaricomycetes, Boletales, Serpulaceae.
AUGCAGGGCGCAGCGGCGAGCGCGGCGAGGAAGAGCAAGAGGAAGAAGGUGAAGCAUCGCGAGGGGCCUGCCGUGACGAGGCCUGCGCGGUAUUUCACAGCUGAAGACGAGUUUAGCGGGCAGAAGGAUGUCGUUAUGGUCGAUGUGGACGACGACGAGGACGAUGAGGAGGAGAGCGGCGCCGGCGAUGAAGAGGGCCCACAGAGAAAACGGGCGUGGUCGCCGAGCGUUCCCCUCGCAGAUUCGUCAGACGACGACGACGACGAGCACGGUGAGGACGAUGCCCUGCUCGUCCCCGCCGCCAACCAAAAACAAGAACGAGCCGUGCUCUCCACGUUCUCUCCCCUGGCGGGCAUGAAUGCAUUCGCCAUCACGCCCGACGAGGUCCUCGCUCUGCGGCUGUCACACACGAGCGAGGGGCAUGCGAUGGCGCUGGUCGUAGAGCAGGGAGAGACGCUCGCCCUCGUCGGUGCAUACAUGCUCUCAGUCAUCCACGGCUCUGCCUCCCUAUCCGGACUCACCCUCCGCCCUUCACACGUCGCCCACCGCGUCUUCGCUCCUCGUUCUUCACCCGUGCCCGUCCUCCAGUGCGCUCAAGCCAGCGAGGACGCACAGGACACCACGAUCGUCCUUCCCGAGCGCAUACGCGCUGUUUCGGGCGAGGGAACGGCCGUCGUCGUCCUUCAGAGGCUCGUCACGGGUGUAGAACACCUCGGUCGCGUGUGCAGAGUGUUCGAACACGUCUUCCAGCCCUCACGAUGGCACGCUAGCUCUUCGACGAGUCUCGAUCUUCCUGGAGUCCAUAUCCUCACGCACGCUUUCAAAGACGUACACCCGUUUGUGGUGCCUGCGUCUUGGGAGAUGGCGUUGGGCUCUGUGUGUCCUGAUCCCACCAAAAGCCUAGAUAUCGCCAGCGAGACCCCUGUGGUGUGUAUCGUCAAAGGCCCAAAAAAAUCUGGGAAAAGCACGUUUGCUAGGACGCUGCUCAACCGUCUACUAUCAACCUUUCAAAAGGUGGCAUUCCUCGAAUGCGAUCUCGGUCAGUCAGAGUUCACGCCAGGUGGAAUGGUGGCUCUUAAUAUCAUUGAACAGCCUGUCUUCGGACCACCCUUCACCCAUCCCACUCUCCCCCACCUCGCGCACUACAUCGGCUCAACCUCUCCACGCUCCUCCCCCUCCCACUACCUCUCCGCCAUCCGAUCCCUCCUCGACGCCUACCGCCUCGACGUCCAGUAUCCCCUGCUUGACGCAGAAGAGCACGACGAACGCGAGGAGGAUAGGCGGAUCGCGGACGUGAUACCCCUUGUUGUGAAUACGAUGGGCUGGACGAAGGGGCUGGGAGCGGAUUUGAAUGUGAAGAUUGAGGAAAUGGUGGAAGCGACGGACGUGUUUGAGAUUGAGGAUGGUGCGUGGCAGACGGUGGAUGCCGUCCCGCCGGUGUCACAGCGGGGGGCGGGUGCGGAGGCGAGGUACCAUGCAUUGGAGUCCAUGUCCUCGUCUCCGUCCGCAUCCGCAUCUGCCCAGUUCAACGCGAUCGACCAGCGCAACAUGUCGAUCCUCUCCUACUUCCACGCCGUGUUCCCUCUCCCGCGGCCCCUGCGCGAGGUGUCGGCGACGUCGUGGAACACGUCUCUCCCGCUCUGCGCGCAAUACCCGUACGAGGUCGAUUGGAGCGUCGCGUUCGAUCGUGUCGCCUUGGUCGGUGCGGGGAGCGAGGAUGUGGUGAAUGGGGAGGUGGAGCGUGUGGUGAAUGGCGCUGUGGUGGGGUUGGUGAGUUGGGAAGGGGAGGGCGAGGGUGGUCUCGCUCAUACGACGUCGUUCCCGAAUCGGACGAUGCCAUACGUCCAGGGCAGCCCCCCACCCUUGCCGACCACAUCGACAUGCCACGGCCUAGCGCUCAUCCGGGGCGUCUCGCCCUCCUCACCGCACCUGCACGUCCUCACGCCCCUCGACCCGAGCGUGCUGGGGCGGUGUCGGGUGGUGGUGAAGGGGGAGAUGGAGGUGCCUGUUUGGGGCAUGUUGGAUUUUAGAAGCGAGGGUGGGGAGGGGGGGGUGGCGGGGUAUGAGAGGGGCAAGGUGCCGUACUUGCAGUGGGGCAAGGGAGAGGGUGUUGGGGCGGAGAGGAGGCGGGUGAGGAGGAAUUUGAUGCGCAAGGGACAGAUGUGA